This is a messenger RNA of Gasterosteus aculeatus aculeatus (three-spined stickleback), 3899 nucleotides long. RefSeq names its product DDB1 and CUL4 associated factor 8 (gene dcaf8). Gene Ontology annotation, molecular function: protein binding. Gene Ontology annotation, cellular component: Cul4-RING E3 ubiquitin ligase complex; cytoplasm. The record is from RefSeq and is a predicted model, not a curated record. Lineage: Eukaryota; Metazoa; Chordata; Actinopteri; Perciformes; Gasterosteidae.
GGAGCCCCCAAAAAGAAACUGAACCGUCAAAACAUAAACAGAGCAGUAAACCUUGUGUGAACGCAGUUAGCUCUCUUUCUAGUUUGUCUUCUGCUAAAAGCUGUAUGCACGCAUUCCUAAUGUCGUGUAUUUACGGUCAAAUAAUUCCUAGCCGAGGCACCCAAGUUAGCCCAAUUGCUAAGUAGUCAGGUGGAGAAAAUAAAUCUGCAAUAAAGAUCAGGACUAAACUAAGAAGUACGCCUCGUCGGGCCUUCGGAUCGAGGUCGACGCAGACAAAGGGGACAGGAUGUCUGAGGCUGAAGGCAAAUCCACAGCGCUUAACGGUGGCGAAAAAGAAGAUCAACAUAAGGAGACUGAUGCAUCCGGAAGCAAAGAUGGGGAAACGCAGUCUUCCUCUCAAGACGGCACAGGAGAGGCAUCUGGAGACAAGCCAAUGUCAGAGGUGGGGGAAAACAGGGAGGAGGAGGAAGAAGACACAGACAGCAUGGACGGCCGUGGCCAUUACUCCCUGACUGAAGACGGUGAAAGAGAGAGUGACGGAGGCAGACGGAGGAGAGCAAAGGAUAAAGACGGCGGGAAAAGAGCCGCCAGGAAGCGGAACAGACCUGGUGGUGGCCCGAAUCGCCCCACCACUUCAGAUGAGGAUGAGGACGACGAGGAUGAGGACGAGGACGACGACGAAGAAGAACACAAAGACGACGACGAUGAAGACGAUGAUGAGGCCAUGGAGGCCUGGCUGGGAGCGGAGCUCAGUGACCUGCGAGGCCCUGUGUGGCAGGCGAUACCCUCGCUCCGCUCGCGGGAGAUCGGCAGGGACUCCCACCAGUUUGUGAGGCGCGUGUGCGGGGCCCGCGGCCUCGUGCAGAGGCUGGAGCUCCAGGGCCGACUGGAGAGGCACACGGGCUGCGUCAACACGCUGCACUUCAACCCCUCGGGCACACGCCUGGCCUCUGGCAGCGAUGACCUGCGGGUGGUGAUCUGGGACUGGGCUGUCCGCCGCGCCGAGCUGGAGUUCGACAGCGGCCACAAGAGCAACGUCUUUCAGGCAAAGUUCCUGCCCCACAGUGGAGACUCCACCUUGGCCAUGUGUGCCCGAGACGGUCAGAUCCGAGUGGCUGAGCUCUCUGCCACACAGCGCUGCAAGAACACCAAGCGGGUGGCACAGCACAAAGGGGCGGCACACAAGCUGGCCCUUGAGCCAGAUUCCCCUUGCUCCUUUUUGUCCGCUGGAGAGGAUGCUGUGGUGUUUGGUAUUGACCUGCGUCUGGACCGGCCUGCUAAUAAACUGGUGGUUGUGAAGGAAAGUGAUAAAAAAGUGGGUCUGUACACCAUCUUUGUCAACCCAGCAAAGACGCAGCAAUUUGCUGUGGGCGGAAAAGACCAGUAUGUGAGGAUCUAUGACCAGAGGAAGAUCAACGAGAGCGAUAAUAAUGGAGUGCUGAAGAAGUUUUGUCCUUCACAUCUGGUAUCCAGCGAGUCCAAAACCAACAUCACCUGCCUUGUGUACAGUCACGAUGGCACAGAGCUCCUGGCCAGUUACAAUGACGAGGACAUCUACCUGUUUGACUCCAACCACAGCGAUGGGGCGGACUAUCGAAGGAGAUACAAGGGACACCGCAAUAAUGCAACAGUGAAGGGGGUGAACUUCUAUGGGCCACGCAGUGAGUUUGUGGUCAGUGGCAGUGACUGCGGACACAUCUACCUGUGGGACAAGUACUCUGCUCGCAUCGUCCAGUUUAUGGAGGGAGACCGGGGGGGAGUGGUGAAUUGUUUGGAGCCUCAUCCCAAUCUUCCCGGCAUGGCCACCAGUGGGCUGGACCACGACAUCAAACUGUGGGCCCCCACGGCUGAGAGCCCCACGGGACUGAAGGGUCUGAAAGAGGUGAUGAAGAAAAACAAGCGGGAGCACGACGAAGACAGCGUGCGCCACGGUGACCAGUACGACACCCAGCUGCUGUGGUUCCUGAUGAGACACAUGAGGAACAGACGGCCUCAGAGGGCCCGCCGCGAGGGGGCAGACACAGACACGGGACGAGUCCUGGAGCUCUCCAGAUUCCUCUGACGAAGAGGAAGGAGGUCCAGACCACGUCCAGUGCAUGUCCUCCUGAGCACCACACACACACACACACACACUUAGACACGCAAACAUACACUCGCACACACUUCGUGGCCCUUUAAUUGUUGCACAUAGACGAGCACCCUUGACACCGUGGCAACUCAAACACGGACGAGCCACAGGCGUCUUUUUGUUUGUUUCCUUUGUACACACGUACAAACUCACACUAAAUGAACUUACUUACUUUUUGAAUUCAUAGUGACCGAGCUUCACGGUUGGCUUGUGAGUGCAAGCGACGACUACACACUGCAUACGCACUUCCAGAAUCCUGAUUUUUGACUAUUGUACAAAGAGAUUUAGUGAAUGCUUGCAUCCCUAUAAACCACUCUGGGGGGGGGGCUGCUCGUGCAUACAUUGUCUAUGUGCCCUGUCUAGCCCCGGAACAAUGUACUGUGUACGUAUGGCAACAAGCACCUCCUCUUUAGGGACCCUGUAGGAAGCUAUACAUCACCAGCACACAAUUCCUCCUCUUUUAGGGAUAAACACAUCUCACUCUUCAGCUCUUUGGCUUUGAAUCGUACCAUCAAACCAUCCCCUAAAUGUGACUUCCUUUUAUCAUUUGAAGGGUCCCCUUCACUGCAUUGCCCCAGUCUCUUGCUUAUUUGUGGCCCUUAGCUUGUGCAACUAGUUGCGUUUUUGUCUGGAAGGACUGCUGAAUCCCUACAUGCUGCAUCACCCGACGUGCUCCCCUCCCCUUUCCCCCUUCCCCCUCACCAGUGAGUGCACUUUGAAUCAGGGACGCUUUAGUUUUGAGACACAGACAAAAUGUGCACUGAGUGUGUCAUUCUUGGGGGAAGAGCUGUUUUAUCCCAUCGGAGCCCCCACGGUUUAGUUUGAUGUUAUUGAUUUUUUUUCUUUUUUUGGGGUGGGGGUAUUUUGCACUUAAGCAUAUGUUUGACUGAGGAAAAGGAGGUUUGUUUGUAUUCCAUCAGCCUUUCUUCCUCCCUGACUCUCCAUCUUUGACAGGAAACCUUGGAUGGUGUUCGGCACACGGAUAGUGACUGAUGUCGGGUUCUAUUGGGGCAAUUGGUCAUUUAGAGUCAGACCCUGACUUAGGCAGUGUUUCCGUUGGAAUUUGAUCUAUGUGCUAGUUGAGAUUGGAGUGUAGUAACCAUGUGUUUCAUGAAAAUGCCUCUGAUGCUAAUCUCAAAUUGAUUGCGGAAUGUCUGUCUUUCAAACAAGCAUUGGAGCACCACAAUAACUAAGAGGAGGGAGGUCAUAAUGCUUGGCAGUCAUUUGCUGUACGAGAGCGAUAAAGUCCAGCGUUUCUCAUUUUCUAUGAGAACUGUAGUUGAAUUCAUAUGUACAUAUAUAAAUAUAUAUUAAAACUGUAAAAAGAAAAUCAACCUUAGCAAAUGCAGUUUGACUUAAAGGACAAAAGAUGUCAGAACAUUUGAUUGGUAUCGAUGCAGAGGUUUAUAUUCUAUAUGAGGACAAAGUACUUUUAAAAUCCAGGGGGGAAAAAAUUGACUUGAGACACCAUUUUUCUUCUGCUUUUCCUUUUAUGAAUGGCAUCCUUCUGUUAUGAGCAGAACAGCUGUCGAGUAUUAAAGUUAUGAUUCUGUUGUUCAAGAAAAUAGGUUUCCGUUCUCGAUCAUCACCCAUCAUUAGAGACAGUUCUAUCCAGAUUUUCCCACUGGCUAUUUUUGGCAUCUUGUAUACAUGAGGCGUUUUGAUGAACAAUUUUCUUUUGUCCACAACUGCCUAAUAUUGUAUUCUACCAGUUGUUUGAAAUAUGUACGAUUCGUGCAAUAAACAAAGACAGUGCUCUUGAUGUUGUAAA